This is a messenger RNA of Glarea lozoyensis ATCC 20868, 363 nucleotides long. RefSeq lists its product as uncharacterized. Bases 1 to 363 code for a protein of 120 amino acids. The record is from RefSeq and is a predicted model, not a curated record. NCBI's taxonomy places the organism in Eukaryota, Fungi, Ascomycota, Leotiomycetes, Helotiales, Helotiaceae. The transcript has a single exon.
AUGGACACCUCACAAAAGCGGCGCCACAUGAAGGGGAAAGAGCGAGCAGCAAAGGACAAUGGCUCACAGAGGCACACCCCCUCGACACUCUCCUCUUACAACUUCACAUCCACAGCACCACCACCACCACCACAUCACUCGCAGAGAGCAUCGACUAUCCAUUCGAACCGUCCUCCCGAGUCAGCACCGCCAUACGGACGCGUUCGCACCUUAGAAGCCUUCCUCCCCCUCACCUGCUUCGCGAGAGGCUCGACAGUCUUGGUCCCGUCUUCGCCUUCACUGGUCUUUGAAGAGCCUUCAAUCGACACCGAGAGACCGUCCGAGAGGUCAUUCGAGCGUUCAGUAUUGUAUCUGCAUACAUAA